CAAGAGUGUGUGUUUGUGUGUGCAGGAAGAUAUCGCUUGAAAAAAAGAACCGGAAGAGAAGAAAUAGCAGCGCAUUCUCUGACACACUUUCUGGCUCUCCAGCUGUCUAAGCUCCUCUUCCAUCCGUAACCGAAGGUCCCUCUCAUGGGCAAAGUGAAGGGCAAGUCUGGGCCCCUGGCUCGGAGGCCAGACAACUCCGCUUUCAAACAGCAGAGGUUACCUGCAUGGUCUCCCAUGCUAACAGCUAACACCGUGCUGCCCUUCUUCUACUUAAUGGCUUUGAUAUGUAUGCUGCUGGGAGUAUGGCUGCUCCUUACAGUGCAGAGCACACAGGAAAUAAAGCUGGACUACACAGAGGCGGGGACAUGUGACAUUUGUUUUGAAAAGCGUAAAAAUUCUAGCAAUGCAGCCCAAACUUGUAGCUGCACACUUGUGUUUCCCAUUAAGAAAGCAUUGAAGGGAGAUGUCUUUUUUUACUAUGGCCUCCAAAACUUCCAUCAGAACCUCCGCAGAUACAUGGACUCCAGAGAUGAUGGACAGAUGGUUGGUAGGAAGAAAAACUUAAAGAACCCCAGUUCAUACUGCGAGCCAUUCAUGAAGGACCAAAAUGGUCUCCCCAUUGCCCCCUGUGGGGCUGUGGCCAACAGCAUCUUCAAUGACUCCUUCGUUCUGACCUAUCAUGGUUCUGGUGGUUCUUCAGUUCUGGUCCCUCUGUUACGGAAGGGCAUCGCCUGGUACACAGACAAAAAUGUCAAGUAUCGCAACCCAAAUAAUGACAACAUGACCCUGGCUCAAGCAUUUGAAGGCACAGCACAGCCUCUGUACUGGCAAAAGCCUGUGUACGAGCUCGAUCCCCUCGACCCGACCAACAACGGCUUCAUCAAUGAUGACCUGAUCGUAUGGAUGAGAGAGGCAGCCUUCCCCAACUUCAAGAAGCUCUAUGGGGUUUUAUACAGAGCCAACCAGCCCUUUACUAAGGGUCUGCCAGCAGGGAAUUACACCAUCAACAUAUCCUACAACUUCCCCGUGCAGUACUUCCAAGGCAGAAAGGAAGUAGUGCUGACCACGCUGACAUGGUUUGGUGGUCAGAACCAUUUCCUGCCCGUUGCUUACCUCGUAACCAGCUGCCUGAUCCUAUUGAUAGCUGUCAUUCUCACUGUGGCAUGGUGGAAGUUUGGGAAAAAUGGAAAAAGAUUGGAAGAAUGAAGGGGUAAGACACUGGUGCACUGGGAGGCUUAGGAGUGAAAAUCUCACAAGCACCUGAAAAUGAUAAUUGUCGUGCUACUUUGGAGUUGUUUUAAAGAGACAACUAAUCUGAAAUGACAAGAACAUUGAUACAA
Molecule: messenger RNA, 1340 nt
Organism: Etheostoma cragini (Arkansas darter)
Lineage: Eukaryota; Metazoa; Chordata; Actinopteri; Perciformes; Percidae
Gene: cdc50c
Product: transmembrane protein 30C
Exons: 7
Coding region: 145-1206 (353 amino acids)
Biological process (GO): phospholipid translocation
Cellular component (GO): Golgi apparatus; endoplasmic reticulum; plasma membrane
Source: RefSeq, a predicted model, not a curated record